This is a messenger RNA of Cydia splendana, 2948 nucleotides long. Its product is annotated as probable RNA-binding protein 46. Gene Ontology annotation, cellular component: nucleus; cytoplasm. Bases 95 to 1123 code for a protein of 342 amino acids. Gene Ontology annotation, biological process: mRNA stabilization; negative regulation of miRNA-mediated gene silencing. Gene Ontology annotation, molecular function: mRNA binding. NCBI's taxonomy places the organism in Eukaryota, Metazoa, Arthropoda, Insecta, Lepidoptera, Tortricidae. The transcript is spliced from 7 exons. The record is from RefSeq and is a predicted model, not a curated record.
UCGUUUCUUUUUCCUUGUACGCGUAGUUGUAGUGCUCCUUAGUAAAUAUUUUCGAAACUAUUAUUUAAGAUUAAUAAAAUUUAUAUUGGCUAAUAUGCCGCCUGUUAAGCAUUAUUCGUGUAGUGAAGUAAAUCAACAUGAAUUAUCUUCGAGAUUAUUAUCUCUAACAGAAAAUAACACAUCUUAUACACUGACGCAAAUUAAUGGGCAGAGGAUCUACAGAAAGGCUCCUCACGCAUGGUCUGGGCCAGAGCCGUCUAGGAAUUGUGAGGUGUUCAUCGGCCGCAUCCCGCACGACUGCUUCGAGGACACGCUGGUGCCUCUGUUCCGGCAGGCCGGCGAGCUGUUCGAGUUCCGGCUCAUGAUCAACUUCUCCGGCUGGAACCGCGGGUACGCGUUCGCCAUGUAUACGACCGACGCGGAGGCGAGCAACGCCAUACGGAUGUUCAACAACUACAUGAUCAGGCCUUCUUGGCAACUGGGCGUGUGUCCUUCCAUCAACAACUGCCGCAUCUUCAUCUCGCGCAUCCCGCCGACGCUGUCCUCGGCGGAGAUCGUGCGCCUGCUGUACGAGCUCACGGACGAGGUGGUCGAGGUACGCGUCCGUCGCUCGGUAGCCUCUAGCGCCGCCAUCGUGGAGUACAAGUCUCACCGCGGCGCCGCCAUGGCGCGCAAGGCGCUGGUGGCCGCCGCGGCCGCCGCGUGGGGCUCCGGCGCGCGCCCCGCCGUCGACUGGUCGCUGCCGCAGUCGCCGCAGCUGCUCAAGCAGUACCGCGAGGUCGGCCGCUGGACGCCCGAGCGCGGCGUGGAGUUGACGCGCGUGCCGGAGAGCGGCGCGUACUCGCCGCCCAUCGCGCCGUCCUACACGCUGGAGCCGUGGUCGCAGGCGCGCCGCCUGCGCAUGAUCCACGAGGCGUCGCGCCGCCACCAGCCCCAGGACUGGAACGGUCGCCUGGAGACCGGCAUCGGCAUGGAGUCCCUCGUGUCUUCAAUGUCCGGUCUGGGGCUGGGCGGCGCGGGGCGCGUGUGGGCGCCGCCGGCCGCGCCGCCGCCGCGCGACUUCAACCCCUGGACGGCGCCGCACCCGCUGCACCACUUCCUGCAGCCCGGGAAGCCGCAGUGAGUCCAGCACUGCCCCCCACCCUCACCCUCACCCUCACCCCUGCCCGCCGUCUCGAGGUGAAGGUGGACGUCGGCCCGAUAUAGCGCCUGACGCAUGACUCUUGCUAACAAGUCGCUCAUUCCCGGUAACGCGAUAUCCAUGCUUCAAUACGAGGUAUUGCUUUAAUAUCCAUGAAAUGUAUCUUUAUUAAUUUGUGAUAGGAAUCGUCAACCCGAUUUUAUGGCUUGAACAGCUGCAGUGAGUUCGUUUUGUGGUUUUCCUGACAUCAAAAGCCGAGCUUAUUUUUUGGCAACUUCAUAGUUGCACGACACAAAACCACAAGUGAUUUGGAGUAGUGAUAACUAAUCCUUAGGAUGUCUAGGCGAACGGGAAUAGUUUCCAGGUUGGAACAACUCGGAAGAUAAAAUCGUCAGAUGUAAUAAUGAACUCAACGAGCGAAAGUGGGAUCGAAAUAGGCGGCAUGCGGCCGACUUAUGACCCCGUGUAAUGAGCACCUUGUUAGCAAGAUUUUGUCUUUCAUCUAUUUAGGGCGAUCUGAGAAUCACGCUAAUCGAGGUCACUUUAAAUAUGGCCGUCUAUUUAUUACGCCUCUACGCACUUUUACAAUCUUACUGGCCUGAACUUUUUUUGCAGAAGUCACAUGAAUCUCCACUUCAGAUUCACAAAAGAAUUAGAAUAUGGCGCCGCCGGGCAAUAAAGAAUUGCCAAGGCCGUGACCGAGUGCCUGCAGAUUUUAAAUGCAAUGUUUUUCCGGUUGGCGUUCAAUGAAUGCAAAACUGCAGAUUAUGCCUUGUCAACGAGGUACUUACGUAAUCUGCUGUGACUAAUUGAAGUAUUACAUUGAGACAAGUGUUUCAAAAUAGCGAUUAUUUAAUUUGUCAGGCUGUGUUUCGGGCGGGUGGGGUAGGGAUAACCCAUUAUUAAUGUUUUACAAUUAAUUUAAUUUUUACCCACGAUUAAUUUAUUGCAUGUAUUGUUUAAGAAUGCAAAUGUGUUUUUAUGUGUUGUGUUGCAUGUCAUGUGCAGUGUCGGAGUGUGAGAGGAAGCCCCGUGCAUAACUGAUUGUCUUUGUUUUUAUUUUGUUGCUACUAAAACGCUGGCCAAGAGUGUUUACAAGUUUUAGUUGUCUCUGGAGCGACUUGUCAACGUUUUUGUCAGUUUGGUGUUGGUGUGGCGAUAUGGGGAAAAGAAAAAGAAUUUGGUUGUCAUUUUAGUUAAAUGUUUCUUUCUGUUUUGCUGUUAAAAAUGCUGCUAAGGGCACCAAUAUUAUUUUUCGAUUUCCUAAAGUUAUCCUCGGUGCUGGUGUGCUGCCAUGUAAUCUUCUCUUGCACUCCUUUUAAUACUUAAGAAGGUAAAUUUUACAUUUAGACACUAUUUAAUUUAACGGUAAUGUAUUGAAUUAAGAAUCCAUUUUAACUGCAUAGAUUAUAAUUUAUUAAAAUUAAAAAAUAUGUAAGGCAGCAUCGAUAUUUAAGUAAGUAUGUACAAGAUCGUUUUAUGUUAUGAAUUAAGUGCAACCGCCGGUCCCGCCGUGCAUAUAGUUGCAUUACUGGCAAUCUCAAUUUUUUGAUGUUUUUUCAACGAAAUAUUCAUGUUAUUGUAGUUUACUAUUUCAUACGAUCAAGUCUUAUUUAAAAUCAGGUUUUAAAUAAAUCAAUUUGGAUCUGUUUUCUCUUCAAUGGAUAAACACAGCAUUAUGAAAUUAUCUAUCUUAUUCUACACGAACAGUAUAACGAGACAUGAAUUUAUCUCUCAGGCUUUUAUGAGAUUUUUAAGCUAAUAUUGCAUGCCAGGAUUGAUUAAUAAAUUUAAGUAUAAUGGUUAA